This is a messenger RNA of Ctenocephalides felis (cat flea), 1055 nucleotides long. Its product is annotated as zinc finger protein 83-like. The coding region runs from base 117 to 1055 and encodes 312 amino acids. Gene Ontology annotation, biological process: regulation of transcription by RNA polymerase II. The transcript is spliced from 2 exons. NCBI's taxonomy places the organism in Eukaryota, Metazoa, Arthropoda, Insecta, Siphonaptera, Pulicidae. Gene Ontology annotation, molecular function: RNA polymerase II cis-regulatory region sequence-specific DNA binding; DNA-binding transcription factor activity, RNA polymerase II-specific. The record is from RefSeq and is a predicted model, not a curated record.
AUUAAAAUUGAACCACCAGAAUAUUCAGCAGAAGACAUUGAAAGCAAAAAUGAUGAUGAAUUUUAUGAUCUUGAUGCUAUCGUUAAAUCUGAAUCGUGUUCUGAUGAUAAUGAUACAUGUUUAGAAAGAUUCAUGAACUCCGAGAUUCCCAUCAUCUAAUAAAACACAUGGUUGAUCACAAGCCUAGUCAUAGCAAUGAACGCCCUUACGAAUGUGAAAUUUGUCAAAAGACUUUCAAUCAAUUACGUGUUUUGAAAAAUCACAUGACCAUUCACACUGGUGAGCGUCCACAUAAAUGCAGUGAAUGCAAUAAGACAUUCAUUAACCUAAGCCAUCUGAAACGUCACAUGUUCACCCAUAGUGGUGAGCGUCCCUAUGAGUGCAGUACAUGCAAGAAGACGUUCACACUAAAAUCUAAUCUGAGAACUCACAUCCUCAUUCAUAGUGGUGAGCGCCUCCAUAAGUGUAAUAUAUGCUAUAAGACAUUCUUACAUACAAGUCAUCUAAAAGAUCACAUGCUCAUUCACAGUGAUGAGCGACCGUAUGCAUGCAGUAUAUGCAAUAAGACAUUUGCAAGCUCAAAUUAUCUGAGGAAACACAUGAGGAUUCAUAGCGGUGAGCAACCUCAUAAAUGUGUAAUAUGCAAUAAGACAUUCACACAGUUAGGUAGUCUAAAAAAUCACAUGCUGAUACACAAUGAAGAACGUCCUCAUGAAUGCAAUGUAUGCAAUAGGACUUUCAGACAUUUAAAUAGUCUGAACAGACACAUGAUCAUUCACAGUGGUGAGCGCCCCCAUAAAUGCAAUAUUUGUAACAAGGCAUUCACCCUUCCACACCAUCUGAAGAAUCACAUGGUCACUCACAGUGGUGAGCGACCACAUAAGUGUAAUAUAUCCAAGAAGAAUUUUACAGAUUCAGGUAAUCUGAAAAAACACAUGCUAAUUCAUAAUGGAGAGCGUCCUUACAAAUGUGAAAUAUGCAAUAAAGCAUUUACACGAUCAUUCGAUUUGAAGAGACACAUGGCCAUUCAUAGUAAGAAGCGUGUUGAAAAUUAG